CUAAGAGGACCUGGCUUCAUUAAUAUUAAUAUUUCUGAGAAACUUUUUUUUUGCCAGUGUUCGUUUUUAUUAAACAGAAUUUCACUCGUUGAUCAGCACCGUGAAUAAACCAUGUGAAGAUGGAAGAAAGGGGGUCGGGCGAUCAGGAGGGAAGUCAUCGAUGAUAUAGAGCUGCCUGUUGAUCUAACCACCUGGUUGAAGAUGAGCCGUCCCACCAUGAGCGUCCAUCACACCCUGCUGGUGCUGCUGUCUCUGUCGUCUGUGUUUGGGGUCCCAUGCCCCCGGCCCUGCACUUGUCCACACGCCACCGAGCUCCACUGCACCUUCAGAUCCCUGGUCUCAGUCCCAGCUGCUGUAUCGAGACACAUUGAACGCAUGAACUUGGGCUACAACAGAAUUCAUAAGAUCACAGAUGAGUCUCUAGCUGGUUUGAGGAAGCUUGAGCAGCUGAUGGUGCAUGGGAAUGACGUCCACAGUCUCCCUGAUGGUGUGUUCAGGGACCUUGUGUCAUUGCAGGUGCUGCGGAUGAGCUACAACAAGGUAAAGGAGAUAAACCGACACACCCUUCAGGGUCUGUGGUCUGUGGCCCGGUUGCACCUGGACCACAACCAGCUGGAGUUCAUCCACCCCGAUGCCUUCCACGGCCUCACCUCUCUGCGAAUGCUCCAACUGGAAGGGAACCGUCUCCAGCAGGUCCACCCCACCACCUUCACCACCUUCACUCUGAUGGGACUCUUGCACGUCUCCACCUUGAAGUACCUGGACCUGUCCAGCAACGGUCUGACCACGCUCUCCACCCGGGUCCUAGCGACCAUGCCCCAGCUGGAGAAUUUGUAUCUACAUGGAAACCCAUGGACCUGUGACUGCAACCUGGUGUGGAUUCAUGACUGGGAUCGAACUGCACCAGGUGUCUUGAAAUGUAAAAAAGACAAGGCCUUUCCAGGAGGACAGCUGUGUGCCAAAUGCUCCUCUCCCAAGAACCUCAGAAGGACAGAUCUCCAAACAGCUGAGAACAUGUUGUGCAGCCGCCCCAUCAUCACCUCUCCAAAUGGGACUCCACCGACAGAGGACUCGGAGAGCGAAGUCAUGACUAUCGAGGACUUCACAGAACCGUUCGGAAACAUCUCACUCGGAAUCUCAGAUGAACAUGGAAAUGAGGUAGCCUUGGAAUGCACCUUCAACAAACCUAAGGAGCUCAACAAAGUCACCUGGGAGCAACUCGACCAGCACCAUAUGUUGUCCAACAUCUCAGUGUCCGUUGACCUUGAGUGCCCUGUUGAUCGGGUGAAAUAUGAGCAGCUGUGGAGGCUCAUAGCCUACUAUAGCAGUGUUCCAGCUCAUCUUCAGAGAGGCCCGUUGCUCAGCGAAGAGCCACAUCCAACAUAUGUUUAUAGACAGGAUCCAGAGAAGGACGCUGUGUACUACACUGGUGUCAAAGCUAACAUCAUGGCCUCUGCUGCCUGGCUGAUGCAGACAUCACUCGACGUUCAGCUAAACAGACAUCAGUCUUCGAGCCGAACCGUCAAGCUCAUAUUGGUGACCCGAGUCUCGGAGGAAGUAGAAGUUGAAAUGGCAAGGACACAGAGAAGAACAUGGGUAAUGAUAGAGUCCACCAACACGACCCGUCAUGCUUAUACAGCCAUCCUGGGCAACACAGUUGAAAUGCCCUGUAAAGUGCGAAGUUCUGGGAAGCCAGUGAUUUACUGGAUGCUGCCAGAUGGCGCUAAAAUUGAAGCACCACAUAAUAGUGCUGACAAUAGGUUGUCUGUCACAACUGACGGACAACUGGCGAUUAAAUCCGUCAGUCACAAAGACGCGGGGAUUUACUACUGCUUUGCCAAGUCCCGCGACGACGUUGCUGUCCAGCCCUUCCAGCUGACAGUGCAGGACUCUUCCAGCCCUCCUCCAGGAGAAGAAGCGUCACUCACUUCAACUCAGAGACUUGCUGGGAAUUCUCUUCUCCUGCCUUGCAGUGCAUCUGGCUCUCCUGAUGCCGAGAUCCACUGGAUUCUACCAAACAGCAAUAUAGUCAGUUUUCAGGCCAAUUCCACCAAGGCAUCGGUUUACGCCAACGGGACUCUGUACGUGUCGCAGGUUCACUUAUCAGACAGCGGUUAUUACAAAUGCAUCGCUCUAAAUCAGCAUGGCUCUGAUGCACUGGCUACUAAAGUGACAGUUCUGAGACAUAAAGGCCUUAUCGGUCCUCUGAGGAGGUUUCCAGCAAGACCUCAGUCUGCUUCAGGGGUCAACACCAAGAUUAAAGUCCCAGCCGGAAACAUUAUAGAGGAAGGAUCAGGGGGAAACACUGCUGCUGAAUUACCGCCCAAGAGGCGCCUGGAUCUUUUAAGGAGGAGAGUGCCGAAUGUUACGUCCUCUCUGAGGAGGGGUGUCCAUCAGUCCGGGCCCAUGUGGAAACGCCCGGCGGUGCUCAGGAAGCCUGUCAGGCAGCCCACUCCAGACAAUAAGAAUGUUCUUGAAAACAGAAGGCAGGUUAAUAUGUCAAAGAGCAAAAUAGAUCCAGAAAAGUGGGCGGAUAUUUUGGCGAAGAUUAGAGUGAAAAAUGCUCAAAACCUGGUGACUGUAAUCCCAGUUCCACACUCAACAAGUAAACUGACCCCCCAGCCACAUGAUAUCGAAGGCUCUUCAGAUGUCCAGGAUUACGCGACAACUGGUCCCACUUCAGUAUCUAAUACAUAUGGUCAACGUACACAAGAGACUUUGAGCUUCACUGAACAUUAUUCAGAGCACAGUCAGGCUCCAGCGGUCACACCACACACUGCAUACGAUGCCCAGCACACACCUAAUAGCACAAGUCUGGAACAGCUCAUACCACCAAGCACUGUCCUCCCACAGACCACAUCUGCUCCUCUGCAUGCCGUCACUGUUUGGCAAAGCAGCACAAACAGCACAAGUAGCAGUGAUACACUUUCUCAAAGCGCAAAUACAGAUGUUGACAAAGUCAAAACAGCUGAUUGGUCCCAGGCAGCAGAGGCGAGCCAGCAUUCAUAUGUGCUGAACAUUGCCAGCUCUGUUACGAACGCUCCCAGUCCGAGCGAGAUUAGCCCGUCACUCAACCCAGCCGAAUUUGGAACUGCUCAGGUGGAAAAUGGAACAUAUUUUAGUGAAACUCCAUCAAGCCAAUGGGGCACAACUCCUCACUCGCUGUCGGCGUUCACAGCACCGUCUCCUACAUUAGCACAUGUGCACGCUGAGUCAAAAGAACUCAGCUCCACACUUCGUCGCCAAAGUAGUCCCAGAAAAAAGAAUGGAGGUCGAAGGAAGAGGCCAAACAGACGGAAACACAAGUUCAAUAAAGCCAUUCAUAUGGCGGUCACCACUCCUGGAAGCACUCACCUGCCAACGACACGGAUCACUGCUUCCACCCUGCCAGAAAUAGACCCAUUCCCUGUUACAGUAAGAAGUUUCCACACCACUGUUCCAUUCACCUAUGGCCAAGCAGCACUAGAUGGUGUGAGUCACACGGAAAGCAAAGUGUUGAAGCAAGACGACAGCAUGGCUCCUCAACUCACCGACACAGCAACUCCUGACCCCAACACAAACACCAGUCUUCUGCCUGAAGUUGCUGCGCCACUGGAAAAUUUCACAGUGACUCCACCAUCAUCAGAGGAUAAUGUGAUUCCCACAUUAGCCAGUGAACAUCUGUUUAUGAGCAACCCCACUGCAACUGUCCCACAAUCAUCUCUGGCUUCCACAUCUGUCUUCCAGUCGCAUGUUGCCACGGCAACCUCACAAAAAAUCGACAGCAGAGCCAUGCUGUUUAGCACGGCUGCACCGUCAAGUGUGUCCUCAGAAGAGUUCAUGAGAACAGGGUUGUUAAACACCAGAAGUGAGCAUGGCUCAAACGUGACUGAUGGGGUCCCGGCAGAAACAGAACACCAUGAGUUAACUGGUACAAAUCCAUCGACAAGUUUAGAAGUCACAACUAAUUCUACUAACCCAAGUCCUGAUCUCUCGACUGUAACAACUGCAACAGAAACUGCACAAACUGAAGUGGCCCAUUCCCCACUUGAGACUUCUGACAGCCAACGAGUCCAGGCAGCCACCACGUCAUCACCUGGACCUGACACCAGCUCACCCAAACAGAGAGCUCCUGUUGACAAUGGAAGCCCGCUCACAAACCCAGCGAGUGAACAGACAUCAACACAGAUCACCACUGAAGCUACAUUUACAACACCUCAGGAUUUCCAAACCUCUGCCCAGAAAACAACUGGCAAGCCGCUACUCUAUGACCAUAGAUCUAUCCUCAGAGGAAAGCCAAAGAUUAUUCAGAACCAUGUCAAGACUGUCACUGUCAAGGCUGAGGGAGAUGCUCAACUUUCCUGUGAAGCGGUGGGCGAUCCGAAACCUUUCCUGUCGUGGACCAAAGUCAGCAGCGGGGCGACUAUUGUUCAGGACACCAAGGUCCACAGGUUUGAAGUCCAAAUGAAUGGAAGCUUAACGAUUCGCAACAGCCAGCCAGCAGAUGGCGGCGAUUACCAAUGUGUUGUCCAGAACCAGUAUGGUAUAGAUAAGACGGUCGUCAGCCUCGUGGUCCAAGCUCAGCAUCCUCACAUCCUUCACCCUCGCCACAGAGACGUUUCCGUGCAGCUCGGCGGCAGCGUUGAUGUCAUAUGUCAGGCAGAGGGCCACCCUGCUCCUCGAGUCACUUGGGUGCUGCCUAACUUUGCACCCCUGGCUCCCUCCCCCUUCUCUGUCCUGUCCCAGCAGCGGGUCGCUGUCCUGAGUGAUGGAACUCUAAGGCUUCGGCAGGCUUCCUUCACAGAUGAAGGUAUCUAUAAAUGCAUCGGUACCAGCGCUGCCGGAGCGGACGCUGUCACUGUGCACCUCCAUGUGUCAGCAUUGCCCCCGGUCAUCCACCAGAAAGCAAUGGAGAACAGGACGCUUGCUGAAGGAAGCGCAGCCUACAUCCACUGCACGGCCACCAGUGCUCCCCAGCCUGCCAUCAGAUGGAUCACGCCAAACGGCAUGCAGCUCACUACUUCUCAGUUUGUCAGUGGGCGUGACUUGGUUGUAUUCCCCAACGGGACCCUCCACAUUCGCAAACUCAUGCCAGAAAAUGCCGGGAGAUAUGAGUGCGUGGCCAGUAACCCACUGGCUUCUAGUCGAAGAAUAGUGACGUUACAUGUUGCACAGAAUCCCUCUUCUGCAAAAGCGAUUAUAAUUUCUUCAUCUCCACUGAGGACCAAUGUCAUCUAUGGAGGAAGGCUGCUGCUUAACUGUGUUGCGUCUGGUAAACCCUUGCCUCGGAUCAUGUGGAAGACACCAUCCAACAAGUUGGUAGAUGCUCAGUACAGCUAUGACCCAAGGAUUAAUGUUUUCCACAACGGCACCUUAUCCAUCCACUCAGUGACCAACAAGGACAGUGGGGACUAUGUGUGUGUGGCUCGUAACAAGAUGGGCGAUGACUAUAUUCUGCUGAAGGCCAAUAUCUUGACUCAGCCAGCCAAGAUUGAGCAAAAGAAGCUGCCACCCAGUCAGGAAGUGGUUUACGGCGGGGACUUGAAGGUUGACUGUGUCGCCUCUGGUCUUCCCAACCCAGAGAUCAGCUGGUCACUUCCAGAUGGUACCAUGGUGAACCCGGCCAAGCAGGACAGUAGGCGCAGUCGCAGGUACGUCGUGUUUGACAACGGGACUUUGUUCUUUAACCAUGUCGGGAUGCGCGAGGAGGGUGACUAUACCUGCUAUGCUGAGAACCAAGUCGGCAAAGAUGAGAUGAAGGUUCGAGUGAAGGUGAAAGCUGUGGCCGCUCAGCCACAAAUCCAGGACAACGUAAGGGAAGUCGUCAGAGUUCAUUACGGCGAGACAGUGUCACUCAGGUGUAAGGUUAAAGGGGAACCGACGCCAAUUAUCACCUGGAUCUCUCCAACACAUCGGGUUAUCUUCCCGACCACUGAGAAAUAUCAGAUGCUCAACGAUGGAACACUGGUGGUUCAGAAGGUACAGCGCUCUGAUGGAGGUAACUACACCUGCAGGGCCCGAAACAGCGCAGGACAAGACCACAAGGUGACCCAAAUGGAGGUGCUUUUAACACCACCCACAAUCGUCGGUUUAAAAGAUGCUGAGAGCUUGCGUAAAGUGGUCACCGUCCAUGGGCAGAGGGCGCUGAUAGACUGUGUGGCCAAGGGAACGCCGCACCCUCGGGUCAUGUGGGUUUUGCCCGGAAACAUUAUCCUCCCAGCGCCGUACUACAGCAGCAAAAUCAUAGUACACCAAAAUGGCACUCUGGAUAUUCGAUCUUCUAGGAAGACCGACUCAGGGAAACUGACGUGUAUUGCUCGCAAUGAAGGAGGGGAGGUCAGGCUUGUGGUACACUUGGAUGUUAAGGAGCUAUUUGAGAGGUCACAAGUCAAAGCCAUAAAAGCAGACAACUUGUUUUUGACCGUGGGGAUGGCCAUGACGUUGAACUGCUCAUUCGAUGGACCCAGGCCCCCGUAUGUGACAUGGAUAUUGCCUAAUGGGACGCCAUUGCAGAGUGGGAUGCGUUCUUCUAAGUUUUUCCACCACCCCAACGGCUCCUUGUUGAUCAGCAACCCCUCUCUUGUCGAGGCUGGUAUGUACAGGUGCUUCGGCCGACAGUCAGCCGGACUAGUGGAGCGUGUCGUUGCCUUGUCGCCCGGAAAAAAGCCAGAGAUUUUAAACAGGUACAACUCUCCAAUCAACAUCAUGGUGGGGGAGAAUUUAACGCUUCAUUGCCUGACUAACAGUGAUCCCAUGAAGAUCACAUGGACUAUGCCCAGCGGAGUUGUCCUCAACAGACCUCAAAGAGUUGGACGGUAUGCCGUGUUAGCCAAUGGAUCACUUGCCAUCCAGCAUAUUUCCGUUUAUGACCGUGGCUCCUACGUUUGCCGCGCUGCCAAUGAGUACGGCAGUGAUCUUCUGAAAGCGGGGGUUACAGUGAUCGCGUACCCACCACGGAUCACAAGCGGUUCUCCGUCUGUGAUCUACGCCAGGCGUGGAGUUGCAGUUCAGUUAAACUGCGUGGUGCAUGGCAUACCUCGCGCAGAGGUAACGUGGGAAACACCCGAUAAAACACGCAUGACUGUCGGCGCACAGCCACGCCUUUUUGGAAACAAGUACAUUAAUCCUCAGGGAUCCCUAAUUGUCCAGAACCCCACGCAAAAGGAUGCCGGUGUUUAUCGUUGCACAGCAAGAAACGCCAUUGGUUUAGACUCUAAAUCAACUCUUCUAAAUGUGUUCUGAGGUGCACAACCGCUACAGGUGGACAAUGUCUCACACAGAAAGCUUCCGUGUGUGAUGCGACAACCCGUCCUCACUUCCAUGGCGAAAUAUGGGAAACUUUUGUUGAAGCAUAGGCGUAAAAACCUUUUCUUUCUGUUCUGUGCCAUUUGAGGGCCUUUAGAUAGCAAUUACAUUGUUACUCGUGGAAUGACAGGAGCGAAAUCCCAUGGCUGAACCUCCAUCUUUCUUUUAUGUGCCUUGCCGCCCAUGGCGUCAGGAUAUCUCAGAAAACGGAUCACGUACUUCAACAUGCAAUGCUGAAGGCUGCCUUCGACGACUUCAUAGGAUGCACUUUCCCAAUGUCACUACAUUACGGCAUCAGAGUGCGGAUGGGUUGGAUGUGACGAUGACUGUACUUUAAAUUAUGUAAAUAUUUUGUCGAGUGUAUUUUUUGCGUUGUUUUAUUCAGAUUGUAAAUAGGGAUGGGCGAUAACCUAUCUUACACGAUAUACCGGCAAAAAUCAUUUCGGCAAUGAGAAUUCUGCGUAUCACGAUGAAGUCGAUAAACACGCGACUCACUGGCUGCUUUGGACCUGCAUACAUAAAUAAGACAAGACGGUGACAGCGCGCCAUGCUCUCCAGCUCUGUGGCAUUUGACAGCCGACACAGGUGUGUGACAGUUGUGGGGACUUUGAUGGGCUUUGGUUCAUGAUCAUAGUCUUAUUUUCAUCUUGUUUUUCUUAUUUAUCUUAUUUUUAAUACAGAAAUCAUCAGAUCAGUGUUUGUUUUAUUUAAUGGAGUGAUCCUAAUGGGCUUAGGCAGCCAUCUGACUUGGUUCACAUCAACACAUGCAGAGUUUUAAACUGCGCCGGUGCCUCGGCAAAACACCGUGGUGACAUCCACUCCAGUAUUGACACCAGCAUCUUCUACCAGAAACGUGAAUUUCUCAUCUCUACACUUAGUUAACUAUUAUAAUUAAACAAAUAAUGAUGAGACAAACUCCACUAUAAGUUUCAUCAUAAAACAGUUUCAAGAGAGACUGUAGUGUCCAACACGUGGAAUAGAAUGAACAUGGAUUCAUCAUGAUAAAAUAUCGUUAUCGCUGAUAAUUUUGUCAUAUCACAAUAAUGUUUUUCAUCCAUAUCGCCCAUCCCUCGUUGUAAACAUUUUUCAAUCGCGAAAGAAAGACAGGUACACCUUAUUUAUAAGUAGUAGAAUGUACUUAAGGAUUUGGGGAAAUAAUACACAGAGGAAUUGUGCAGUAACCAAUCGCUCUUUUGUCUUAAACUGAACCUCGAAUAGGAACCAAAUAGCUUUGCUUAAAGUGCGGUUAUUGAAAACUCGCCGUUACUUUGUGAUGGUAGAAUCUGUACGUUCGAUGCCUCUCUGGUUUCUGGCACUUCUGACACAGACAGAGUUUAGAGGAAAUAUUGAAUUAAAGGCCAUUGUGCUUGAAUAUUCAGCAAUCACUGAUUAUAUUUCUCACAACCAGUUCUUUGUUUUACAGUUUUGUGGCUUUCUCUGGUGUCCAUUGGUGCUCUGCCUUAAUUGUAUUUCAACAUGACGCUUGUAAAUAAAACUGACAAUUAAAACGAAGCCGUCACUGUCACAACACGGGCAGUUUACGUCGAUUCGGUGGCAGCAUCUGUGCAUAUCAGUGUGUGUGUGUGGAGAUGUGUGGAUUCAA
Molecule: messenger RNA, 8887 nt
Organism: Synchiropus splendidus (mandarinfish)
Lineage: Eukaryota; Metazoa; Chordata; Actinopteri; Syngnathiformes; Callionymidae
Gene: mxra5a
Product: matrix-remodelling associated 5a
Exons: 8
Coding region: 202-7221 (2339 amino acids)
Cellular component (GO): extracellular region
Molecular function (GO): protein binding
Source: RefSeq, a predicted model, not a curated record